AGGUUGGGGUUCACUGUGGGGUUUUGGGGAUGGAAGGGGGGGAGGGAAGGAUCAGGACAAUCCAUAUGGACCCCCCCACCCCGAAAUCCAGAACGUGACAAGGAGAACCGGCACCGGAAGCGCAGCCACAGCCGUUCAAGGAGCCGGGACCGGAAACGUCGCAGCCGCAGCCGGGACCGGCGGAACCGGGACCAGCGCAGCGUCUCACGGGACCGCCGACGGCGCAGGUCGCCUCUGAGCCUUUCGGGCCCUUUGAGCCGCUCCCCCCGCCAUGAGAAGAAGAAGAAGAUCCGUAAAUACUGGGACGUCCCCCCCCCUGGUUUCGAGCACAUCACGCCCAUGCAGUACAAAGCCAUGCAAGCUGCAGGGCAGAUCCCAGCCACGGCUCUGCUGCCCACCAUGACCCCCGACGGUUUGGCCGUCACCCCCACGCCGGUGCCGGUGGUGGGCAGCCAGAUGACGAGGCAGGCACGGCGCCUCUACGUGGGCAACAUCCCCUUUGGCAUCACCGAGGAAGCCAUGAUGGAUUUCUUCAACGCCCAGAUGCGCCUGGGGGGGCUCACCCAAGCUCCUGGCAACCCCGUGUUGGCAGUGCAGAUCAACCAGGAUAAGAAUUUCGCUUUCCUGGAGUUUCGCUCUGUGGAUGAGACCACGCAGGCCAUGGCGUUCGAUGGGAUCAUUUUCCAGGGGCAAUCCCUGAAAAUCCGUCGCCCCCACGACUACCAACCACUGCCUGGCAUGUCAGAGAACCCCUCAGUCUACGUGCCGGGCGUUGUCUCCACGGUGGUGCCUGACUCUGCUCACAAACUGUUCAUUGGGGGUCUGCCCAACUACCUGAACGACGACCAGGUGAAGGAGCUGCUGACGUCCUUUGGGCCUCUCAAAGCCUUCAACCUGGUGAAGGACAGUGCCACGGGGCUGUCCAAGGGCUACGCCUUCUGCGAGUACGUGGACAUCAACGUCACUGACCAGGCCAUUGCAGGUCUCAAUGGAAUGCAGCUGGGGGAUAAGAAGCUCCUGGUGCAGAGGGCCAGCGUGGGGGCCAAGAAUGCCACCCUGGUGAGUGCCAGUGUGGGGGGGGGACAGCAGGGGUCUGCGUUGGAGGGGGGGGGACAGCAGGCACCAGCAUCCCUUGGGGUGGAGGGGGGGAGGAGGGGAAUCAGUGGAGGGGGGGGUCAGGCCCCAUUUAGCUGGGGGAGAGGGGAGGUUUUGGGCCCCUUUAGGGAGGGGGGGACUUCUCCUCUUGUCCCCCCCACAAACCAACAAACCCCACAGAUUUUCGUGGAGUUCACCUCUGUCUUUGACUGCCAGAAGGCCAUGCAGGGCCUCACGGGCCGCAAAUUCGCCAACAGAGUCGUCGUCACCAAAUACUGCGACCCCGAUUCCUACCAUCGCCGCGACUUCUGGUAGCCCCCUGCUGGGGGGGGCCGGGCCGGGGCUGAAGGGGAGAGAGAGAAGGGGGGGGGGG
Molecule: messenger RNA, 1468 nt
Organism: Phasianus colchicus (ring-necked pheasant)
Lineage: Eukaryota; Metazoa; Chordata; Aves; Galliformes; Phasianidae
Source: RefSeq, a predicted model, not a curated record